This is a messenger RNA of Lepisosteus oculatus (spotted gar), 3696 nucleotides long. RefSeq lists its product as uncharacterized. NCBI's taxonomy places the organism in Eukaryota, Metazoa, Chordata, Actinopteri, Semionotiformes, Lepisosteidae. The record is from RefSeq and is a predicted model, not a curated record.
AAAGACGAAUUUCUCAUACUUUAAAUUUUACAGGCGGCGUAGUAAUGCGCUGCUGUGUGUGUCUGUGCUUAAAAGUGGUUACCAUGGUUUGCCUGUUCAAUUAAAAAUUGAGAAUGGACGAAAUCAGUCCUCUGUUGAACCCACGUAAUGAGAGUACUGAUCUCCCUUCGCCCAACCUGAGACCAAGACAUCAAGAACUCAUUCCAACACCAUGUGGACCAAUAAAGCCCUGGUCAGAGCUGUCAUGCCACGUAAAACUGUACUACUGUGUGACCAUUACUUCACUGGUGGCUCUGUUUGCUCUCACCAUUGUGAACAUCUACAGACAAAGUCAGGACAAGUAUCCCUAUGAAGAGGAUUUAACUGUAUCCCUCAUACAGCUUGUGGGAAUCUUGUUCUGCUGUUACUACAUCACCCGGGGCAUCCUGCAGGAGAACCGUCAGGAGCUGAUCGUGUUCGUGCUCAGCGUGCUGGCACUCAUGAUGAGAUCGGUGGUCAACUUCGCUGUCCUCCCCGUGCAGGAGAGGAAGAGCCUCAUUCUGGCGCGAUUUGUGUGUAUCCUGUGUCUGGGCUUCUUCCAUGUGGUGUGCGCCACUCUGCUCAUCAGGACACCCAACAUGAUGGCCUUCCGUGUGGGUGGGGCUCUGGAGAGCCUGCAGGAGCAGUACUUUCUGCUCAAUCUCUGCUUCUCGAUGGUGACCUUUGACCUCCAGGCCCAGCUCUGCCUCUGUAUCCUGAUUCUGACAUCUGGCUUCUCCACGUCGUACUCUCACAGCAUCAUCCUGGGCUUCGGCGUCUUCUGGGCUUGCUUGACCGCAGCCACUGGAAUCAUAGCAGUCUUAAAAGAGAGGAAGGCACUUGUGUGGGUCUUUGCCCUGCAGAACUUGCCCGAGCUGGCUUACCUCAUUUAUGUGCUUUAUAUGGUCAUAGCGGAGUGGGGCAGCGGGCACUCCUUCGCCCUGGAAGCAGCCGCUAUCACCGGCUCGUGGAUAUCGGUCCUGAUUAAGGCUGUCCUGUUCUGGUCCCUGAUCCGACUGUAUCGGAGCUUCGGGCAAGGACUGCGAGAGAGGAUGUUUGCCUCCCAUCAGUAACACUAAGGAAUUCACUGCCAGAAGCUGCAGGAAACAUGUGGAUCCAAACUCUGACCACAAGGGGGCGCAUAAAUGCACAGUCGCUUUUAUGACGAUGAGCACCACUACACACAAACGGGACUGGAUAAAAGUGGUGAUUUGUUGAUUUAAAUUGCAUAUGCCCUAAAACUUUGUAAAGAAAUUAUUUUUUAUAUUGGCCUACCUGUACAGGUUUGUUAGGUGCAGCCCUGUCUGAGUAAUUCUGCUGUGUGACUGUGAAAUGUGUACAGAAUACUGGGAGGGGGUGUGGGGAGUUCAUGAAUUAAGACUUUUUGUGGACAUAUGGAAUGUUUUUAGAUAGAUUUUAUGUAAGAGUUCUGUUCCUGCUGGUCCAGACUGCUUCAGAAACUUGGAUUGAAUCUCUUAUUCUACCCGUUUUGUGAACAGCUCUUUGAAAUCAGGAAGCUAACAUCACCCUUUGGCCAAAAAGUACUCCCACAAAAGUGCCUCAAAUUGUGAACGCUUGGUUUAUUUUCUUUUAAUUUAUGUAUGCUGUUGCACCUUAUUGUCUUUUAUACCUGCACUUGUGCAGUGUGCCUGUCUCUCUACUGUGAUAACCGAUCGAUUUGCGUAUGCCUCUCGCUGCCAUUUUAGCAAGCACAAAAACAUGAACUAGUUUUGUAUGAAAUUUUCCAUAAACAUGUCAGGUUGCACAGCGUGUAGACUUACUUGUUUACACAUUGCGUCCACCUGGUUGAAGUGUGGUUCUGCACCGGAAACACAAGGGAGUGACUUCUGUCCCUCUCUGGUUCCCCCCCUGUUCAAGCUCAGGUGUCUCCGGUGCAUCAUUCCUGCGUGCAACACUGACAUCUUUUGUUUCUUGCAAAGCCAAUAACUACAGAGAGAACAGGAGAUGGAGCAAGCUGCUGCUGGGGUCUUAAUCGAGGCAGAGUCGCCUUCGAAGGCGUACGAUAUCACUGAGUGUUCGGUACCAAAUUGAGCACUGUUACCUUUUGCAGCAUGUCGAGAGGGUUCUCCUGAGGGUCCCUGCCAUGUGUGUUGCUGUUAUAUAUAGUUACCUGUAAAAGAAAUGAUUCACACUGGUCAAAGGAAUAGCACAGGCAUUUUCCAGGUAGCCUUCAGUAAUCUUCAGCUGUGCUAAAAUCAAGUGUGCUGAGUGAGUCUUGUGGUACAGUAUUUCUACCAUUCCAUUCUCCUUUUGCUGUGGUUUUCUUGUCAGAGUAUUCAUUUUUAUGUUUCUAAUUAUAUUUGCUACUUGCACAUCUGGAUCAGAGGAAGGGACAACUGGUCACAUUUUAUGGCUGUAGGUCUACAAACCAUGGAAACCAAAGACUACCGAGGAUAUAGUGAUGUACUUUGGAUAGUGAACGUUAGUGCAGUAUUCUAUGGUAUAGUCUUUUAAUUUUUAUAUUGUUUGUUUUAAUCUGCCGCAAUCUCCAUAUUUAAAGCAUCUCAAUUUGUAUACAUUUUAAUUUUUAGUCAUUUAAAGUUGGAAUGCACUAAAACUGUCCUGUGCCUGUCAUUCCUUCGGCAGUUGGAUACCAGUCACGCUUUGCCCUUCUUCCCUCUCCAAAAAGACUAACAUCGCAUUUAUUGUAAAAUCUUUCUUAUUUUCUUCAUUAGAUGAAAAGGAGCAGUAGGGCACAAACAAGAGAACCUUUGUGUAGAGGAGGGAACACCACACUGGCCUCCUCUCUUCCUGUCACUCAUUGGCAUUUAUCAGAGGUCAGAGAUCUCCCCCAGGCUGUGCCUGCACCAGCACUUCCUUGUUGUAUACAUUGUCAUGUUAGAAUACGGAGCAGGGCUUCUUUCUCUCCUGGCACUUUAUCACUCAACACAAUUGAAGGUUUCAGCUGUAGAUGUGCACGCCUGUGUCUCAGAUUCCCAUUAGGAUAAAUAUCUAAAUAUCAGAAAGUUGGCUUGGGAUUUAAAAUCUUAUUUGGCACAGCAGUGGAGGAAGGAGCUAGUCUUGAACAUUGGGGGCUUGUUCAAGUGCUGUCUGCAACCUGUUAGGCAGUAGAGCGUAGCAUCAGUCCUUUCACGUCUUCAUGAUCACUUCCUGUUAUUUUUCUGUAACCCUGGUAGGUUUUUUUCUUAACUUGGUCAAGAUUUUAAAUAAAACUUUUAAAAAUUAAAUACUGUUGCUUUUCCAACAGAAAUGUCCGACAAAAGCAUGACUGUUGUGCACACUUAAGACUUAACAGCGGUGAAGCUCCUAAUACUCUGAAGAUGUUUAAAGAAAAUGUAAUGCAAAAUAAAGUUCAUCUUUUUUUAUUUACUUUUAACAGGUAAUGCCUUUAUCAUUGAUCUCUGUUUUUUGUAAAUUCACAAAUUAUAGUUCUCAUUCCACAGAUUGCGGCUGAGCUGCAAUUCAUAAUGUGUUCUUUGUCAGUGUGAAACACUUCAAAGAAGGAGAAUCCUGUAAACUGAUAUGCAUCUACAUGUGAAAGAACUAACGUGGGAAAAAAACACUGUUCAGACAAGAUAAGACUGAAAUCCCUCAGUCAAUAAUAACCUUGUGCACUUCCUGAUAAAGUUGUGUAAUACAGUAUCUAUAACACGUAACAUAAUAGGCUUUAUAAAAUAUUAAAAACACUAAACAUGC